GUCCAGACUGUCUGAAGACGAAGAUGUCUGAACUUCGUCUGUACUGUGACCUCCUCGUCCAACAGGUCCAAACUAUCCAAUCGCAGCACACUGCAGACACAGAGGAGGCGCCCACUUCUGAGGCGUCUCUCCUCAGUGCAACCUGUGCAACUUUCAUCAGGACUUUGGAGGAGUGUAUGACCCUUGCCAACCAGAGUUUGACCCCUGAACUCCGACCUCCUGAAAGGAUGAAAAGGUCAAUCAGUCACCCAGGAACAUACAGCUUUGACAGGUCAGGUGUGCUUAAGGAGUACUUGAGUGGAGGUCAACGGUCAACUCAGCGCAGGAACCGGACGUGCUCCGACAGCUCUGUUUAUGAUGCUGAAC
This is a messenger RNA of Plectropomus leopardus (leopard coralgrouper), 366 nucleotides long. The record is from RefSeq and is a predicted model, not a curated record. Lineage: Eukaryota; Metazoa; Chordata; Actinopteri; Perciformes; Serranidae.